Myzus persicae (green peach aphid) is the source of this 402-nucleotide messenger RNA. It is a transcript of the gene Tfb5, whose product is annotated as general transcription factor IIH subunit 5. The record is from RefSeq and is a predicted model, not a curated record. NCBI's taxonomy places the organism in Eukaryota, Metazoa, Arthropoda, Insecta, Hemiptera, Aphididae. Bases 81 to 290 code for a protein of 69 amino acids. Gene Ontology annotation, cellular component: transcription factor TFIIH core complex; transcription factor TFIIH holo complex. Gene Ontology annotation, biological process: transcription by RNA polymerase II; nucleotide-excision repair; transcription initiation at RNA polymerase II promoter. The transcript is spliced from 2 exons.
UUGAGGUUGAAUAGCUAGGAAAGAUAAAAAAACUAAUAGGCAUUUUAAGGUUUUAUUAUAUUUUGAAAAAUUGUGAGAACAUGGUUCACGUCUCCAAGGGAACAUUAAUUACAUGUGAUCAGUCAAUGAAACAGUUUUUAUUACAAUUGGAUCAAACUAACGCUCUUGGAAAAAAGUUUAUUCUACAAGAAUUAGAUGAAGAACAUUUAUUUGUUUCAACUGAUGUAUUGGAUACAUUAGAAGAUCGUGUUGAUGAAUUAAUGGACCAACUUACUUUCACUCAAAAUUAAAACUAUUUUGCUUUUAAAUUACUUUUUUCUAAUAGUUAAAAAUGUCUUCAAAAGUAGGAAUGGGUAGGGAAUCGGGAAGAUUAAAAGAUGCUGAUAAAAAAAAGGUCCUUGA